UUUGAAGCUGGUUCUCCUUUUUCGGUCCAUUAUUUUGAUUGCUCUUUUGUUUCUGGUGUAGAGUGAUGGAUCCACGUUUCAACCAUGGUUAUGAAACAGAGCAAAAAGUUUGGCUCUAUUUCUGUGAAACAUUACCAAACGCUCGAUGAUGGAAAGAUCUUCACGACGCUGUUUCUAUUCCAUUGUGAGCAAACGCGGCAACCAUCUUGCGCACAGUUUGCUCAGGACCAAAUUUUCAAUUAAUACGCGAUGUACCGCACUUUUUGAAAUGGCUACGAUGUCUGCUAGCUCGCCCACUUUCAGUCGACCAUCUUCCAAUACCGAUUAGUGGAUUUUUUAUCUUGGCGGUCGUACGGCCUCGUUUAAACUCUCCUACCCAAUAUUUUACUGUUAAUAACGAAGAAGCAAUUUUAUCCAGAGUAGAAUUUAGUUCAGCUUUUAUACACAUAACGAUGACCAAUUUUUACAAAUUUGCCGAAAACUUUCACUAUUGACGACUGCCAAACAACAUACUAAACAACGUGGCGUUUUCAAACUUGAAACGUAUGCUAUAUAGAUUGUGUGCUUUCUCUAGGUCAGGCCAGGUAUUUCUGGAACCAUCCUCCUUUGAGCGUCGCUAAUCUCUAUUUGGAGAAAACUUAAGAGGAAAUAUUUUUAAUUCCUCCAGUAUGAAUGGCUCAAUCAAAAGCCACAAAUUGUAAGGGAAAGUAAAUAUAUCAUUGUCGUGAAAAAGUUCUCUAUUUUGAAUGAGGUUUCAUUUCAUGUGACUUCGAAAAUUCAUUUUGAAAGUUUCUAUUGUCCACUUCAAUUGUUGAAUAGUGUAUACUCUUUAUUAAUUUAAUGCAGGCACCUGUUUUUUACACAUCGCUAAUUUUCGAAUAAAGAGUACGUUCAAUGUUAAAAAAAUUUAGUAAUCAGGUGGAUACGCGCCAGUUCAGUUUAUUAUACAUAUACAUGCAAUAAAUAGUAGCACUGCGCUUUCUUUAUUUGCGUUUGUCCAUUCCGACAUGUACCGAUAUGUACAGAGAAUAUGAAAACGGGAAAUUUAUGAAUUUUCACUACAAUUCUCCUCGUCCACCGGAAUAUAUAAAAAAAUUUAAACCGGUAAACAUGUGGACGUACAGAUUAAAAAUAGUUUUGAAGAAUUUGGACAUUUGGAAUACUUUUAAAUCCACAUCAUGCCAGACAAUAUUAAAUUACAUAUCCACGACAUUGUGCACCAUAUCCAUGGCAUUAGGAUUAGGAAAUUUAUACAGGUUACCACAAACGACAAUGAUACGGGGUGGUUUACCGUUUCUAAUAGCUCAUCUUAUACUAACGAUUUUUAUUGGAUUGCCACUGAUUUUUUUAGAAUUGGGAAUGGGACAAUUGGCAGAAGAAGGAUUUAUAAAAUCCUGGAGAGUCAUACCAUUUUUUAGGGGAAUUGGUUACGUGAAAUUUCUAGCAGGAUAUUUGUUAAGUAUUUAUUAUCCGCUGUAUAUGGGUUUGUCUCUUUAUUACGUAAUAUGGAUAUGGAAAGGAUCAAUUCCACUACAAGAAUGUUCUAGUGGCGUUAAAAUAACAGAGGAUGGAUACUCAUUUUAUGGAAAAAAUGGACAACAAUGUUUGCGGUCCACUUUUUUGAAAUCCAUAUUUGAAGACCCUUAUUGGUUUGGAAUAUUUGCAAUGAUAUUAUUUGUAAUUUGGAUAUUAUCAACCAUUCUGAUAAUUGGUAAAACGAAAGGAUACAUAAGAUCGCUGAUAAUGCUAUUUUUUCCAACGGUAGGAUGUCUUAUUGCAUUACUCGCAAAUUCUGUGAUGAAUCAAACUGAAUUGGCGAAUUUUUUCAUCGAUGCCGACUGGAGUUUACUGGAAAGUCCUAAUGUUUGGUAUUAUGCUAUUGUACAAGUAUUUUUUUCAUCUACAGUUGGAUUUGGAUCGUUCGUUACAAAUGCUGGCAUUAUUUAUAAUAAAGUAAAUCCAUUUUGGACUGCCUUUGGAUAUUGCGCAAUAAAUACAAUAUUCGGAAUCGGCUCUACUGUCAUAUCUCAAUCUCUAUCCAAUCACACCAGGGUGAAUGUGACACCAACUGAAGGUGAUGUGGCUGAAAUUUUGUUGGUUUCUCUUAUAUACGAUAUGGGAAGUGCAAGCACUGCAAGUGACAAAAAAAUCUGGACAAUUCUCAUAUUUGUGUUAUUUAUAUUGGCCGGACUUAUUAGUAUGGCUACUCUAUCUUACACGUUAUUAAAAGCUAUAACUGUUGGAAGUAGGGCAAGAUUAGGUUGGUGGCAAGCCAGUUUACUUCUUAGCAUUUCAGGAUUUAUUUUUGGUUGCCUGAUACUUCUGAAAACGGAAUUUGAUAUUGUACAUUUACUGGAUCAUUACAUUGUUGGAAACUUUAUUCUCAUCACAUCUAUUUUAGAAGUACUCACAUUAUUAACAUUUUACGGGGCGGAGCGAAUAAGAUCGGACUUUGAAUUUAUGCUCGGCCACAUACUAUCCCGUUUUUGGUUAAUCUUAUGGUGGAUAAGCCCCAUGGUGAUGACAGGUUUAUUUGCAUGGGGCAUGACUACGUUACCUCUUGAAGGUAUUUUUAAGGAUGAUGCUGUAUGGGUUUAUGGAAUUGGAUGGGGAGUGGUAUUAACAGCUACACUAUUAAUAUUUGUGAUUGGAAUCUACGUGGUAUGUAAACAAGAUGGAUACACAUUUAUAGAGAGAUUUAAAACUUCUUUGAAACCGUCCAAGAAUUGGGGACCGAAAGAUCCAAUAUCGAGACAUAAUUGGAUCCAGUGGAAUAGUAAAACUCAGUCCGGAGAAAGAGAUUUUACUUUGAAAAGAAAAGGUACAAAGGACUAUACGAAAUCGAUUAAAAGGAAUAAAAAGUUGAUGAUUGCUGAUAAAAUAAAUGAAAAAGGAUUGUACACAGAAAAUAAACAACAACAAAUUAUCGGGAAAAAUAACAUAUACGCAGAAUUGAAUCAAGCUAGAAAUGGCAAACCAAUAGAAAAUAGAAAUGGACAAUUCAAAGUGAUUUCCCUUACAGAUUCUUUAGAUUCCUCUGCAACAUAUUAUACAGAUAAAAGGAUACCUAGGAAUCCUUUGGCAAGGAGAGAAUUUACAAUAAAUGGUGCCCAACCAGAUGAAUAUGGAACCUUUAGAAAAGGUCCGUAUAUUAUACAAAAUAAUGUAGGUGUUGAUCACGUUUGUCUUAGAAAAUUGAGUGAUAAUGAAGAUGCCACAGAUUUAUAGAUAUAUUUAACUUGUAUAUUAAAUUUUUCUAUUUU
Messenger RNA from Diorhabda sublineata, 3263 nucleotides. RefSeq names its product sodium-dependent nutrient amino acid transporter 1-like (gene Blot). NCBI's taxonomy places the organism in Eukaryota, Metazoa, Arthropoda, Insecta, Coleoptera, Chrysomelidae. The coding region runs from base 1018 to 3228 and encodes 736 amino acids. The transcript has 10 exons. Gene Ontology annotation, biological process: sodium ion transmembrane transport. Gene Ontology annotation, cellular component: membrane. The record is from RefSeq and is a predicted model, not a curated record.